This is a messenger RNA of Dermacentor silvarum, 2262 nucleotides long. RefSeq names its product monocarboxylate transporter 12-like. The transcript has 5 exons. NCBI's taxonomy places the organism in Eukaryota, Metazoa, Arthropoda, Arachnida, Ixodida, Ixodidae. Gene Ontology annotation, molecular function: transmembrane transporter activity. Gene Ontology annotation, biological process: transmembrane transport. Bases 229 to 1728 code for a protein of 499 amino acids. The record is from RefSeq and is a predicted model, not a curated record.
UCUACCCCUGACACGGGCACUCUGAAGUCCUUUAGGUAAGGGGAAAUCUACCGGAAAGGCGUUCAAGCACAGUGACACACGACAAAGGAGUAUCUCCCUCCCGGCAAGGUUCCUCUGCAGGAAAGAAGAUCGCGCAACUACUUUUCGAGCGGAAAGGUGUACUCUCGCAUGCAGAGUACACAACUCAUCAAGUAGAAGGAAACCUGUUACAAAACUACGGUGCCCCGCAUGGCGAGGAGUGCGGCAUCCCUAAAGCUGGACCCGCGGUUCGGGGUCGACUCCCGCUGGAGCUGGGUGACGGCGGGAUUCCUGAGCUGGGUGCUGUGCGGAGCCCUGAUGGGCCAGCAGGCGGCGGGCGUCAUCUUCUACGGCAUCAUCGAGGCCUUCGGCGUCACCAGGCAACAGGCUUCGUGGCCACCGGUCGUCAGCGGCAGCCUCCUCGCCUUAGCAGCCCCCGCCAUGGGAUACCUGUGCAGGCGUUUCUCGUGCCGGGCUGUGCUGAUCGUCUGCCCGCUCGUCGCGAGCGCUUCCGCUUGCGUCUGCUACUUCGCCAACGACGUCCUGUUCCUCAUCAUCGCCUUCGGCAUCGUUCACGGUACGGCAGUAUCUGGCGUGUACGUCGCAGUGAAUGUGCUGGUAUCGCAGCACUUCGAGAGGCGGAGGACGACCGCUUGCUGUAUGUUAUUUCUGAUGAGCGGCUUAAACUUAAUCUACGUUCCGCCCCUGACCGAGCUGCUGCGUUCUACGUACGGCCUGCGAGGUAUGUUCCUCCUUUUCGGUGGAAUCAUACUCAACGCCUGUCCCGCUGCCAUCGUCCUCCGAAGCCCCGCCUGGAUGAAGCGACGAAGCAUACCUUCCGCCAUCAAUGACACUGAAUCUGCCAAGCACAGGACAACAUCAACUUCGAGCCAAUACCUGCAUCAUCCAAGCGCGCUGCAGGACGAAAACGUGACUCUAGAAGAAAGAAGCGAUAUGCUCCGAAACCAGUCCAAAACCAGCCUUACUAAAGCUCCUAUUGUUCGGAAUGGCAUAAAAGACGUGCUCUUACGUAAUGCCAACCAAGAAUACGCGAAGCCUGCACAAGGGGAGAAAAGGGACACCGAAAGCUUCGUGUCUACGUUAAAACCAUUCGCUACCGUCCCUUUCGCCGUGAAUGCCUUGUCGUUCUCCGUAGUGGUGUUCGGACUAACAACGUUUAUUAUCCUUCACGUGGAUAUGGCCGUGGACAGAGGCGUCCCGCCCGCCCGUGCGGUGUUCCUCAUGAACGCCUUCGCGGCCGGCGACCUCGUCCUGAAGCCCGCGAGUGGCGCCGUCAUCGACUCGGGACUACUGACCCUCGAUACGGUGAUGCUCCUGGGCUACGUGAUCCAAGGCUGCGCCUUCGAGCUGUUCGUCUGGUUUAGAAGCUUCCCACUGAUGAUGGCGUGUUCGACGCUGAUAGGAGUCAGCAACGGAAGUCGUAUCGCUCUGCAGGCGCCAUCUCUCACGAGGGACUUCGGAGUGGAGUCGCUGCCCGUCUUGAUGGGCGGACUGGUGUUCUUCCAAGGCAUUGUUCAUUUCACAAGGCCAUUUUUGUUCGGUUACUACCGAGACCACCACGGGUCCUACAACGGAAUUUUUCACGUCGUCGCUAUCUUAAAUGCCGCACUGGCUUUCGUGUGGUUGGUGAAAGUUAUUAUGAGAAGGCGGAAAACUCAACAUAAGUCAUCUAUCGUAGCUAGGCCUUGAUUUAAAAAGAAAAGAAAAAAAGAUACCGGCACAUUUACUAGUCGAGAGAUCGUCUGCGUCAAUCUCGGAGGCGCUUAAUAAGGAAGCACGUACUGCACAUACCGGGCAACUGCAACAAGCCCCGAAAACUGGCCCGUUAGCCCAGAGAGGCUCCAAUCCUGGGACUAGCAUGGUGACAUCUAUAGAUUAUUAUAGAUCAUCUGCUGCCUCUUCGGUGUUAGCAGAAUACACAGAUUUACAGAUAAUUCCGAGAGACUCGAGAUUUUAGCGCCUCUAAGGGAAACUCGUGCGUGGUGCUCAGUUUUCUCACUUUGGGGCUCACACGUGUUCACUUUCUCAGCAGUAAUACCCCGAAACAGUAGUCUGGCGUGUCGAGCGUGUGCACAAAUAACAUGCCCGGGUCGUCGAGCCGGCUGAAUUUUCCACUUGUCGGAUGCGUGGCUUAACUCCUUCGCAAACCGAGUACUUGGUCAGUGCCUUUGCAGCACACCGAGUUGACUUGUUGGCGCCUUCCUUUCUUCCUACUUUCCUCUU